CGAGAAAUGCGGAAACAGUGAGAGAUAGGCCUAGAGUAUAUUGAGAUCAUAAUGAAUAUUGAUAUCUAAGAUAUCCAUAUUCAAUUCAAUUCAUAUCGAUAUUGAUUUACUCGUUCUGAAAAAGUCAGCACGCUGCACUAUUGACAUUCAUAGAUUAGCUGAGUCACUGUACAUGACGAUUGACGUGGUGUAGACAUUUCUUUUGGCACGUCAAAUGAACUGGAGUGGGACUGUGGCACAGCAUUUCAGCCUUCAUGCUCAGUUGCCUGUGAACACGCGAUGGAGAUGGGUACUCUGUACAGAUUGUCUCUGCCUCUGCUAUUUCUGCUGACCGCUGUUUGUUUAGUGGAAAGUGCAACAUUGGAAUUUUCUGAAACUGACUAUGAUUUCCAGCUAAAUCGUGAAGGCCAAGUGUUUUUCUCUCUGAGCCACCCACUGAAUGACUCGGCAGUUCUUUCAUUCGAGUUCGACACUCAUACUGUCAUCUCGCCGAUACCUGACUAUACAGUCGAACCAGGUGUCACUAAAUGCAACAUCACGCUACAUGGAUUGAAUGCGGGCAGGUGUGUUAUCAGUGUCAAUUCAACUUCAACAGAAUUGGAAAACCUUGAAAAUGCCUUUAUUCGCAUAACUGUUGUGCACAAUAAUGCUCUCGUCACUCUCAGUGCAGUCAUUGGCUGGAUCUACUUUGCUGCUUGGUCAGUGUCCUUCUACCCACAAAUUGUCGAGAAUUUUCGGCGAAAGAGUGUCAUUGGUCUAAACUUUGACUUUCUCUCAUUGAAUCUGACUGGUUUUAUUGCCUAUGCAGUCUUCAACGUCUGUGUGUUCUGGAUUCCUGUUAUACAGGACGAGUAUUUCGAAAAGCAUCCCUACGGUGUCCUGCCAGUCGCAAUCAACGACGUGUUCUUUGCCCUGCACGCGAUCUUUGCAACACUGGUGACCAUCCUGCAGUGUUUCAUCUACGAGAGAGGCUCACAGACAGUGUCAAGACCAUGCGUUGGAUUUCUAGUCGUGGCCUGGGCGUUUGCAAUCAUUACACUGUGUGUGGCUAUCUUCGGCAAGCUAGCCUGGUUACAGUACUUGUACUUCUUUUCCUACAUCAAGUUGGUCAUAACACUCAUCAAAUACAUGCCACAGGUGUACAUGAACUUUAAAAGGAAGAGCACGGAUGGCUGGUCAAUCGGUAAUAUCCUGCUCGACUUCACCGGAGGUUCUCUCAGCAUUUUGCAGAUGUUUCUCAUGUCGUACAACAACGAUGACUGGAGCGCCAUCUUUGGAAACCCAACUAAGUUUGGUCUGGGCAUGUUCUCGGUCCUGUUUGAUGUUCUGUUUAUAGUGCAGCACUAUAUCUUGUACAGAGGUAAGCCGGCGUACGAACCUAUCGUCGGGAAUUCCGAUAGCAGUGGAUAUGCUUGAGUCGCCAUUGACCUGGUAUCUGUAAAUACCUCACCCACCCAAUACCUACUCUGGUUGUCUGGUGUAUCGUGCUGCCAUCUAGUGGUUCGUUUAGUAGAAAUACUGUUUUGAUAUGAGUAUGCGGUGAAGGAAGCAUUCCCGAUUUGUACCUUUUCAGGCUUUUGAUCAUUAAUUUCUUUUCAAACUGGAAACUGAAAUUUAGCAAUUGGUAUUAGAUUUUGAUUCGAGGUGAAGUAUUUUGUAUUAAUUGCUGAAGCGAUGCUUUAAUUGUGUGUUUGAACUGCAUUUAGUUGCUGUGUUAACGUAUGGAAUAAUUCCAAAUAUGUCAUUUCCACCUAUGUCAAAUAAUAGAAUGCUUGAUGUAAAAAUAAUUACAUAGUACAGGGAAUCCUUGUUUAAUGCCAUUGUCAUCUUUCAGAAAGUUGUGACUUUUACUAAAAUUAUGAUAAAGGGAACAAAUUUCUCUAUAGGAUAUUUCCAUUUGACUAAAUACAUUAUAAUUUAUAUUGCAAGGUUAAUAUGGUAAUAAGGUAUAAUAUGUUGUAAUUAUAUAAUAAUAAACGUACGUAUUAUAAUAUAUGUUGAAUCUGCAUUAUGAGUUGGAGCUUAUUGGCAUUGGAAGGUAGAUGAAAGCAAUGUAAUAAUGCAGCAUUGUGUGAAUGUAAGCGAGUGCAUUUGCUAAUUUAUCAAUGUCUAAACGAUGCUAUCAAUGAGCAAUUUUAAACCAGGAUUUCAUGUACAUAUUUUUCACUUUACUAUAUUUUGCCAUUUUACAAAAAUCUCGAUCUGUGUAAUUAUAUAAACGAGAGAAAAAUGGUAACAAUCUUGUACAAUCAUUACUACCAAUUUUUGGCAAAGUGGGGUGACACGUUAUGUUGUUUUUCGUGUAGCGCUUGUAGCGUAAAAUUUCUGUGCGCUGUGGUUUGUUCCCGCGUGUUGGUGUGCGUAUGUGUUAAUUAUUAGGCGCAAUUUGCUACAAUCGCGUCCAUGUUGGAUGUCAUUCACGGCUGGUUCCGGAUGAGCGUCCUCAUGGAAGAAUGGAUGGUACAAUUGCUCGUAAUCAGGUUCAGAUGCGCCGCCAUUACCGCACGAUAGCUCACGAGCCGACAUUCUCACAGUGAUGGAAAGGGACGUAGAGUCCGCAGAGGGAAAAGAUAAUCUGGCGUUCACCAUAGCAUUAUAGAUCCCAUUGGUAAUCUUCCCAUGAUGUGCUAAACUACAUUAGCGAGACGGUAAAUAAGCCACAGGCAGGUCUGCAACUGCUCGCAAGAAUAAACCCAGCUUAAUAAGAGAACCAGCACUAUAAAAAUGCUGUAGUUAUAGUUGCAUAUCUAUUAUACUUGGCUACACUACAUCCCCCCAGGCUAUACCCGUGAUACUGUAAGUAUAUAAACACAUUAGCAAAAGUUUGCCAGGUCAAAUAUGUAAAACUAGUUUUAAUUUUGUUUUAAUCAGUUAAACUUACAAAGUGAUUUCAUUAUGCCAGGCUCGGAAUUAGCUAUGGUUAUUUUGCACAUCGCGAAGUUUGUGAUCUUUAAUGUAUUUUUAACGCGCACAGAUUUGUCUAGAGAUUAUUAUCAUAUUUACCCAUACUUGCCAUUUAACUCGUAUCUGCAGUGAUAGGCUUUUGUUAAGUAAACAAGGCUUUUGUUGAAUUCACAAUUGAGCAAAAACAAGUAGAUUUGUUUUUAAAUGUGCAGGACUUAUUAAUGUACAUAUAUUAUACAUUCUGUAUAUUAUGCUUGUGUGUACUAGAUCUUAUAAGUCUUCGUGAAGCUGUGAUGAGUUGUCUGAUGGACCGGUCGAAACAGUUGGUUACACGAGGUUAACACGUCAGUCGAGUUAAUAUGUGAUCAUAUCAGCGAUAGGCAAAUGUAUGCAAGUCGUACUAUAAAAAUGACUCAUGAUUUUUUUACUUUUAUGAUAUCACGUAAAUUGUACUAAACUUAUUGCAUUCAUAAAUGUGCAACGUUCAAAGUGUGCGAGAUGUUGAUCAUUGAACUGAUUUUUGCAAAUUUAUGAUAAUAACCAAAUAUACUGUAUAUAUAUACCGUUAUUAUUUUUCAACUUUUGAUAAUAAUAUAUAAAUUGUGACGUUUUCUUGUUUUCAAAAUAUCACUUUAAGCUCAACUAUGUAAAGAAAGGAUAACAAGUGUAUUAUUUAAGAAAUUAGUUAAUUUAAUAGGGGUAAUCGCUAAUGGUUUAUUUUGAUUAAAAAUAAACAAACAUAAAAAAUGUCUAAACAUAAUGGAACAUUUGUGGAAAAAAAUUGUUAAAUAUAAUAUAUAAAUAAAGGCCUUUAUAUGAAUA
Priapulus caudatus is the source of this 3726-nucleotide messenger RNA. RefSeq names its product cystinosin-like. Lineage: Eukaryota; Metazoa; Priapulida; Priapulimorpha; Priapulimorphida; Priapulidae. The coding region runs from base 280 to 1416 and encodes 378 amino acids. The transcript is spliced from 11 exons. Gene Ontology annotation, molecular function: L-cystine transmembrane transporter activity. Gene Ontology annotation, biological process: L-cystine transport. The record is from RefSeq and is a predicted model, not a curated record. Gene Ontology annotation, cellular component: vacuolar membrane.